[Candida] anglica is the source of this 1574-nucleotide messenger RNA. The record is from the annotation of a GenBank genome assembly. NCBI's taxonomy places the organism in Eukaryota, Fungi, Ascomycota, Pichiomycetes, Serinales, Debaryomycetaceae.
UAACUUCAUCAACAUCAUGAGAGAAGUUAUUAGUAUUAAUGUUGGCCAAGCCGGUUGUCAAAUCGGUAACUCUUGUUGGGAAUUAUACUCCCAAGAGCAUGGAAUUAGACCUGAUGGUUACUUGCAAGAAGGUUUAGACAGACCAAAGGGUGGUGAAGAAGGAUUCUCCACCUUCUUCAGUGAAACUGGAUCUGGUAAAUAUGUUCCACGUGCUUUGUACGUUGAUUUAGAACCUAAUGUAAUUGACGAAGUCCGUACUGGUGCCUACAAGGAUUUAUUCCACCCAGAACAAUUGAUUGCUGGUAAGGAAGAUGCUGCUAAUAACUAUGCUAGAGGUCACUACACUGUUGGUAGAGAAAUUUUAGACGAUGUCUUGGACAGAGUUAGAAGAAUGGCCGAUCAAUGUGAUGGUUUACAAGGUUUCCUUUUCACCCAUUCUCUUGGUGGUGGUACCGGUUCUGGUUUAGGUUCUUUACUUUUGGAACAAUUAUCUGUUGACUAUGGUAAGAAGUCCAAGUUAGAAUUUGCCGUUUACCCUGCUCCACAAACUUCCACUUCCGUUGUUGAACCUUAUAACACUGUUUUGACUACCCAUACUACUUUGGAACAUGCCGACUGUACUUUUAUGGUUGACAACGAAGCUAUCUAUGAUAUGUGUCGUCGUAACUUGGACAUCGGUAGACCAAGUUUCAACUCUUUGAACUCUUUGAUUGCUCAAGUUGUUUCAUCUGUUACUGCAUCUUUGAGAUUUGAUGGUUCAUUGAAUGUUGAUUUGAAUGAAUUCCAAACUAACUUGGUUCCAUACCCAAGAAUCCAUUUCCCAUUGGUUUCUUAUGCUCCUGUCUUUUCCAAGGAUAGAGCUAACCAUGAAGCUAACUCUGUUUCUGAAAUCACUGCUGCUUGUUUCGAACCAGGUAACCAAAUGGUUAAGUGUGACCCAAGAGCUGGUAAGUACAUGGCUACUUGUUUGUUAUACCGUGGUGAUGUUGUCAACAGAGAUGUUUCAAAUGCUGUUUCUCAAAUUAAGGCCAAGAAGACUGUUCAAUUGGUUGAUUGGUGUCCAACUGGUUUCAAGAUUGGUAUCUGUUACCAACCACCAACUCAAAUCGUUGGUUCUGAUUUAGCUGCUGCCAAGAGAGCUGUCUGUAUGUUAUCUAACACCACUGCCAUUGCUGAAGCUUGGAGAAGAAUUGACAGAAAGUUUGACUUGAUGUACUCCAAGAGAGCCUUCGUUCAUUGGUACGUUGGUGAAGGUAUGGAAGAAGGUGAAUUUACUGAAGCCAGAGAAGAUUUGGCUGCUUUGGAAAGAGAUUACAUUGAAGUUGGUACUGAUUCAUACCCAGAAGAAGAAGAAGAAUACUAGAUGGAUUCCAAUUUCUAAAUACCCUUUCUACCUAACUUUAUAGGCUUCCUUGCCUAUAUCUCUCUCUAUAUCUCUCUCUUUAUUUUUAUUCAUCAAUUGUUGACUAUUGGUUUUAGUCGUAUUUUUUAUGUCCAUCCUUCUCUGCCCAUUUUCCCCAUACUAGAAUUUGGAGGAAUAUGUGUGCUUUAAUAAAUAACAGGUUUUAAAAAAA